AUGUUGAUAAAAUAAAUUAAAGAAAUUCUACAAUUAAAACGAAACUUUUCAGAAGAUAAAGGAGAUAAUAAUCUAAAACUUAACAACUUUAAUGGUUUCUUAGAUUAACAUUAAAGAUGGGUUAAUGGAUAAAAAAGACUUGAAAAUUGUUUAUAAAGAAUUGCAAGAUUAGAUGAUGGUAAACAAAAGUCUGAUGAAUUUUUUUAUACUGAUUCUACAAAAUAAAUGUAAUAUGAAUUUAGUUUAUUACUUGCAAAAUAAUUACUUAAAUAAAUUACAAAUAUUAUGUUAAAUAAUAAGUUUCAAGAUUACCUUAAUUAUUGUAAAUAAGGUGAUGAUUACUUAUAAUCGCUUUUAGAUAAAUUCUAAUAUAUUCAAAAUUCAGAUUCAAAAUAUUAAGAAUAAGAAAUUGAUACUAGAAAAUAUUUAUUUGAGAUAACAAUCAAAUACUUUAAAUCAAUAAAUAUUGAUUAUUUAAGAAAAAUAGUUAAUUAAUAACGAUCACUUGAAUAUUAUGUAAAUUAAAUAUAAGAAGCUAUUUUAGAACUCUUUUAUGAAGAUUAUAUUCUUAAAUAAUAAACUGAAGAUUAUACUUUUAAAAUAUAAGAAUAGAAAAAAAAAAUAUUAAAUAAUAAUCCAAAAGAUUAAAAUUCACUUAUUACAUAAAAACUUAAAUAAUAAUUACCUGAACCUAAUAAUCAUGAAUUAGGAUAUGAAAAUAAAGAAAUUAAUGUUUUUUGUGCACUUAGCAAUGAUGAAUAAUAUGGAAAAGUUCUUGAAGAAGCACUUUUAUUUGAUUCAUUUUAUUGUGAUAAAUUAUUAACUAAUCAAUCAUAUCAUAAUUAAAAGUAAAGAAAAUUCAAAGUUUAAUCAUAAAAAUAUAGUAAAUAAGAUUUAGAACAUUUUAUAAGUCAUUAUAAAGUAAGCUAACUUAGAAUGACUAAAAAACACAUAGGUGAAUUAAAUAAAACAGAUUAUUCAAAUAGAUAUUAUUAAACUAGAGAAUAAAGAAUUAAAAGUGAAAAUAAUAAAUCUAGAAUAAUUGAAGUAACUGAUAAAAUAAAUAAAAGAAGAAUUAAUACUAUAUAAUAAUUUUUUAAAAAUGAUCCAGAAAUUAAAAGAUAAGAAAAUAAAGAAGUUAUUGAUUUCUUAGUCAAUUAUAAUUAUAAAAAUGUACCAAAAACAUUAUAAAAUUUUAUAAUUCAUUAAAAUUCAAAUGAAGAAAAAGAUAUAUCAUCAGAAUUAUUACAUAAAUUAUUUUUUAAAUACUCUAAUAAAUAUGAAGAAGAUUCAAGUUAAACAUUUUAAUUUAUGAAUGCAUAAAAUUUCAUUUCUUUAUGUAAAGAUUUAAAAACAUAAAUAAGUAGUGAUGAAGGACUUAGAAUAUUUCAUAAAUGUUUAGAAGAUUAAUCAUUUUUUUUAGAUAAAGGUUUGACUUAUUCAUUUUUUCUUGAUGCUAUUAGAAAUCUGGCUUCAAUUACAAAUGAGAUUGAUACUAAUAAUCCAGAAUUUUAAAGAGAUGCUAAUUAAGUGAGAUUUAGAUUUAGCAAAAAGGAAAUUGAAUAAAAUUCAGAUCCCCAAUAAAAAAUUAAUAAGUAAUUUUAUAUAUUUAUAUGUUAGAUUCUUAUAAAUUUAUAUAUUUCCAAAUAAAACAUUCAUUUAUGAAUCUAUUGAUCUACAAUUAUAAAAUUGUUAAUAUUAUACAGAUUUUCUAGAAGCCUUUAAUCCAUUAAUUGCAGAAUUUUUUUAAAAUUCUAAGAAUGAAUAAUCAUAAUUUAUUAAUUUUGAUGAUGUAGUUAAAGUUUUUAUGAAAAUCAAAUUAUGUCCAUCUAAAAUUACUAAAGCUACUCUUAGAUAUUAUUUUUAUUAUAAUUAAAUUGAAGAUGAAGGACUUAAUUUAUAAUAAUUUCAUAAUUUCUUAAAUUUACUAGCUUUACAAUAAAAUAGAAAGAUCAUAAGCAGCAAAGAAACUUCAAAUGUUAUUUAAUAUUAUACAUAUAUUUUUGAAUAAAAAAAUGGUAUAUCUAAUGAUACCAUAGCUUUAUAUAAAAAAAUAAUGAUGUUUUAUAUUCAUAGAGAUUAUUUGAGAUUGCUCAGAUUAACUAAAUUAGCUGAGUUCUCAGUAGAAAGAAGAGAAUCAUAUUAAGAUUUUUGA
Paramecium primaurelia is the source of this 2155-nucleotide messenger RNA. NCBI's taxonomy places the organism in Eukaryota, Ciliophora, Oligohymenophorea, Peniculida, Parameciidae. The record is from the annotation of a GenBank genome assembly.